UGCCCUGGGAUCCUUCCUAAAACAAGCCGCCGGUCUUUUCCACAGGGAGCGCCCGGCACCCCCUGUCCAGGCUGGAUGGCGGCGGGGCCGGGUUCUGCGCCCUAAGGAGCCGCCGGGCUCAAUCGGCGGAGCCGAGCGCGGCCCAGACCCGUCUCAGCCCCGCUCCGUCGCCGCUCCAGGGUUCUCCUCGCCUCCCCGCCCCAUCCCCCCCGGCCACCGCAGCAGGCAUGGGCUGUUUCUGCGCGGUCCCGGAGGAAUUUUACUGCGAAGUUUUGCUCCUGGACGAGUCCAAGCUGACCCUGACCACGCAGCAGCAGGGCAUCAAGAAGUCAACGAAAGGGUCGGUUGUCCUGGGCUACGUAUUUCGUCACUUAAACCUGGUGGAAAUAGAUUACUUUGGACUGCGCUACUGUGACCGAAGUCAUCAAACGUACUGGCUGGAUCCUGCAAAGACGCUUGCUGAACAUAAAGAAUUGAUAAACACUGGACCACCAUACACUCUGUAUUUUGGCAUUAAAUUUUAUGCAGAGGAUCCGUGUAAACUUAAAGAAGAAAUAACAAGGUAUCAGUUUUUCUUGCAGGUAAAGCAAGAUGUUUUACAGGGCCGUUUACCUUGUCCAAUCAACACUGCAGCACAGCUGGGAGCAUAUAUAAUUCAGUCUGAGCUGGGGGACUAUGACCCGUACAAGCACACCGCAGGCUAUGUCUCAGAGUACCGCUUUGUGCCAGACCAGAAGGAAGAGCUGGAGGAUGCCAUAGAGCAGAUACACAAAACUCUAAUGGGUCAAGUUCCUGCUGAGGCAGAAGUAAACUACUUAGGCGUGGCCAAAUCCCUGGAAAUGUACGGAGUUGAUCUCCAUCCUGUUUAUGGUGAAAACAAAUCUGAAUACUUUUUAGGAUUAACACCCAUAGGAGUUGUUGUCUACAAGAAUAAAAAACAAGUAGGAAAAUAUUUCUGGCCUAGAAUUACAAAAGUUCACUUCAAGGAAACACAGUUUGAACUUAGAGUCCUGGGAAAAGAUUGCAAUGAAACUUCCUUCUUUUUUGAAGCACGUAACAAGGUCACCUGCAAACAUCUCUGGAAAUGCUGUGUAGAGCAUCAUACAUUUUUCAGAGUGCCAGAGAAUGAAGCAAACUCUCUGUCAAGAAAAGUCGGCAAGUUUGGGUCCAUAGGUUAUAAACAUCGGUACAGGUGUUUUUCCAUGACUUUUUUUGUGUUUUCAAGUGGCAAAACGUCUUUGCGAAUGACCAGAGACCCCUCAGUGCAGCUCCCGCGGCCUGACCAGAGCAUUGAAAGAAGUCGCAGCAAGACUUACCCCAAAAGAACACAACAAACAGGUUCUAAAAACAUGAGCCAGAUUACAACAAAUGGGGAAAAUGAAGGAACCACCAAAAUUAUUGCACCUUCUCCAGUGAAAAGCUUUAAAAAGAUGAAAAAUGAAAACAGUCCAGAAACCCAAAGAAGUAAAUCAAGUGCUCCAUGGGAGGAAAAUGGUCCACAGAGUGGACUGUAUAAUUCCCCCAAUGACCGCAACAAAUCACCAAAGUUUCCUUACUCUCACCGAAGGAACCCAUCAGGUGGCAGUGAGAAUGAGUCUGGGCAACCAGUGCGGAGGAGAUCUCGAUCUCGCUGUAACACCAGCAGUGGCAGCGAAUCAGAAAAUUCCAACAGGGAACAUCGGAAGAAGAGAAACAGAUUACGGCAAGAGAAUGAUAUGGUUGACUCAGCUCCUCAGUGGGAAGCUGUGCUGCGGCGACAGAAGGGGAAAACCCAGCCAGAUCCAAACUACCGGCGAUCUAGGCACAGAUCUCGAUCGAGAAGCCCAGAUGUACAAGCUAAAGAAGAACUGUGGAAACAUAUUCAGAAGGAACUUGUGGAUCCAUCUGGCCUAUCUGAAGAGCAGUUGAAAGAAAUUCCAUACACUAAAGUAGAGACUCAAGGUGACCCGAUCCGCAUUAGGCAUUCACAUUCCCCUCGAAGCUACCGUCAGUAUCGGCGGUCCCAGUGCUCUGAUGGUGAAAGAUCUGUCCUGUCUGAAGUGAAUGUUAAAACUGAUCUGGUCCCUCCACUGCCUGUUACACGAUCUUCAGAUGUGAAAGGUCCCAGCAUCCAGUUGACUCAACAGAGACUGAACGGAUCUAAAGACAGUCUAAUAGAAGAAACAUCUCAGCCAUCCCCUAAUAAUGUUGAUGGAAAGCCCACCACCAAGAUCAUAAAAACUGUACAGGUGUCACGCUUCAAGGUGGAGACUUGACUGGUGUAUUGAAGAUGGUGCAUGGAUUUUAGUGUUUGAAGCUGAGAAUUUGUUUAUGUGUGCAAGGGAAGGAACUGACAUCGACAUGGUAGUAAUUUCUUCAGGUCACCUGGAAGUGCAGCCUUCUUACUGGGAAGACCAAGCAAUGCUUUUAUCACUGACUGGAUUUCACAUUCUAGUGAUGUGACUGAUUGGGGAGAAGCUGCCUGGUAGACAACCAAAAAGAAAAGUCGUAGUAAAACCGAAUGAUCAGCAGUUACAUUUUCAAAAAAUGAACAAAAAAAAAAAAAAAAGAAAAAGAAAAAAAAAUUGCUGCAACAAAACAGGCUUCAUGGUCUGCUAUGUAAGUGAAUAGCCUUGUUCCAAAAAGUGACUGUUAAUUGACAUGAUCAGGACCAGAUUCUUCAAGAUAAGUAAAACAGUCGUAUUUUUGGUCGAUUGUGCAAUACAGUGUGAUAUGGGGAGAAUUAACUUCAUGAUUUCAUAUGGGGAUCAACUUAUGUCCUGAGACAUAAGGACUGAUAGCUCUUACUUGGUUUGUUUUAGCCUAGCACAAUAACAGAUGUCAUAUUUUUAUUACAAAUUUUGAAUCAAAAAUAACAGACUCAGUAACACUCUGCAGCAGUGAGUUCCAUAGAUGAUACAGAUUUACUUUCCCUUGGCAGUUUUAAGUGUUCUAAAUUUUGAAUGUCCUUUUAUGUAGAGGGACUAUUUAAUUGAACAUUCCAUGUUCAUGUAGAAAUGUAGAAAUACAUUUACCAAUUUAUAGUAAAGCACACUGGAAACAAACUGGAGAAUAUGUACUGACCCACUGUAUCAAGUACUGCUUAGCAAGGCACUUAAGUGCUGGUUAAAUGAAACUUGUGGAGUAGUAUUUAAGACAGCUAGGAAAUAGCCUUUUUAAAUUUUAGUUUUUAACUAGAUUAGCAAAAUCUGCCUUAAUCUCCUAUCAUAUAAAAUAAUCUGUCACUUUUCUCUGAGCCAUUUCUACUAUGUUAAAAUGACAAAGGCAGUAUUUCAGGUAUGAUAACUAUAAUUGUUCUUUUCUAUUGUCAUGGUAGGAAUACUAAGUUUCAAUGAUGCUGCACAUUGAGUGGGUUAUCUGCCAGUAUGUAUCUGAAGUGAUGCCUGGCUCUUCUCUUGUCCUAUCACUCUGUACAAAUAUCUGAAAGUCAUUCCUCUGCCUCCCAUUUGUCCACAGUCAGCACAUGUAUGAGCCUUCUGGUGCUGCGAACUUCUAAGCAGCUUAGCAAAGUCUUUGUUUUUUUGUAAUUUUUGCUGAGUGUAAUCCUCAAACGAAAUACUGAAUUUGUCAAACAGCAUUGUAAAUGGCCUUAGUAGCUCGUGCCUUUCUACAUCUAUCCUCCUUACACUCAACUCCCAUGACCUACAGUGAUUACAGUGAUCCUGUGUUUUGUAGCCUGAGCAACACUGUACUAGGGAACUGCAGCCCUGUCAGGAAAGCAAUACUGUUUGAGAACUGGAGUAAGCAUAAGGGAUUACCCAUACACAUUUGAACUAGCAAAACUAGUAAGUGAAGCCUUGUAUGAUGUGUUUUAUUUUCCACUUCAUUUUUUGAUCCUUUUUUGUUUCAUAGUCUGAGGUGGCCAGGUAGCCAUGGCAGUAGCCGUACAGUUCAUGUAUUCCUAUCACAGUAUAGAUUGGUCCGCAGGUUGGGAAAUGCUGCAGUCUACCAGGGAAGACGAAUUUGCUCAAUAAAUACUAUUCUUUGAUCACUUACUUUGGACAGUUCUGCUUCUUCAGCCUCAGUGAACAAAUCUAAGGGAAGGAAAGAGUGAAAAGUCCUCUGUGGUAAAAAUUCUGUUAUCAUGGAGGUUCUUCAGAAUUUUCUGAAUUUACUACAGAUUUAAUCCUAGAACAUCAUUGGGCUUGCCUUAAAGUAUUCGCUCAUUUUUUUUAAGUCUGUAAAAUGGUUUUAUUGUCAUUGCUCCAACUUAAAGUAAUCCUUUAGGAUCUAUUUAUGAUCUUGUGUAGUAUUCUCACAAGCAACAGUUAAAAAAAGCACAAACAAAACAAAAAGAAAAAAACCCACCCCAACCCCCCCAAAAAAACACCAAAAAAACCCCCACAAGCCCAUCGCUUAAUCAAGAGCAUCACAGUCUUUCAGAAGACCACUGAAAUAUGGCAAACCACAUAUGAACUGGUUACAAUGUCUGCAAUGAAAGUCACUCCUUGUUUCUUCCAGAAGGUGUUCCAAGCUGCAGCAUUAUACACUUGCUUGUAGUUUGCUGCUUUCUAAAUCAUUACCGUUAGUUGGCAAUCCCUACUCAGGCACAGGCAAGUAGCAAAUAUGUAUUUCAGCAGAUAUGUGUUGUUACUAUUUGAGAAUUAUCUGUACAUACUGUCCAUAUCUUGUCAAUCUUCAAAUAUUGAUGAAGAAGAAAAUUACUUUUAAGGUUUAUAUCCAAUCUCAUGUUUUCCUGUAUGUUGUCAUCUGCCUGUGGGCUUUUGUGUGUUAUUGCUGGAUACCAUCAGCCAAGUGUGUGGCAUUUUACUUACUCCACUACAUCAUAAAAUAGGCUUCUGUCUAGUGUAAUAGUGAAAAGUUUCAAUUCUCAAGUCAUCAGAGAAUUGUUUUGUAAUCAAGCCAACUUUUUUGCAUUUAAAUGAGAAAUUUACGGACAAAGCCUUCUUCUCUUCAAUGAGACUGUGUAGGAAGCAGGUUUUAGCAAGUCUAAUGUCAGUCUAGGACACUACAAUACAGUUUUGUAUCCACAAAGGAAAGAUUAAGCAUAUAAUGCCUGUAUUACACAUUGUCUGUGCCAAAACAAGGCAAAACUUGGGACGUCACUGUCAGCUAAUAGAACAGAAAAGGGAAUUUCUUCCAUAUGUGUGAGCCUCCUUUCCCUUCAAGCUUCUUCUCCUGUCAUUUGAGGAAAGGCACCCUUUUUAUGAUUUUUUUAUUGUUGUGAGACACCUACAAGUGAUCAAUCACUGAAAGCACUUACUGUGUCACAGCUGUGCUUUGUAGAUCUAAACCAGCACUACUCCAGUGACUGACCUCUUACAGCUCUGAGCUACACCUUGCCCUUUCCACUGUUGCUAUCCUUCCCCAGCACUCUUGGGGAUUUCACUGCCUAGAGGCAUGGAUUUUCAGAUCUGCAGUUUGGAUGUCAGUCCAAAAUGCUUGUACCUCCUGAUGGGUCAGGUAAAGAGUCAGGCAAAAGACACGAGCCGCAUAACUGUGUCAGGCAAAAUGUACCCUGGGGUUGAUGCUACACAGACCUCUACUCGUUUGGACAAAAAGGACUGAUAUUUGAGAUAUUCUCAUCCUAAUUCUGCUGAAUUGAUCUCAGGCUGACAAAUAUAACUUUGUGCCUCUGCAUUUAUCUCUUCUGAGACGUCUAUAAGUGCUAAGCACUGGUAAGUUACAGAACUCUCUCAAUAAUUAGCAACAACUACAACAUAGAUUAACCUUUUGUGAAACGUGUUUUAUACAAUAAGAGGGUUUGCAACCACAACACAAAAGCAUUUUUGUAUAUCUCAUAUUGGUUCCUUUGCUUAGUUAGCUGGUUUCUUUCAUUAGGGGCUACCCUUGACCUGCUGUUUUCUACACUGCACCUAUUUACCAGCAUCAUUUGCAACUUGUAUUCUAAACAAGUUCAUUAUAUUGAAGAUGUUGGUUGGAAAAAAAAGUCAAUACCAUUUAAGUUGCCAAAUCCAUUACCUUUAUACAGGUGAAUAAUGAACCGAAUAAAUAGUGUGUUUUCUUUUGGGAAGGUCUGUUUAAUUCAAAACUCCCUAGAAAGAUGUUUGAAAACAACAUACAUAAACAUAUCAAUGUGAUGCAUAUGUUCUAUGUACAUUAAGUAUUCAUGAAGCAACUGUGUGCUUUAUUUUAAAUUGAGGUUGAUAGAUGACUGUGUCAAUACUCGUGUCCAGGUUAUUUAAAAGUCAAGUAAAACUUGAAUUUUUAGGGCAUGC
Pipra filicauda (Wire-tailed manakin) is the source of this 6200-nucleotide messenger RNA. It is a transcript of the gene EPB41L4A, whose product is annotated as erythrocyte membrane protein band 4.1 like 4A. The record is from RefSeq and is a predicted model, not a curated record. The transcript has 22 exons. Gene Ontology annotation, cellular component: cytoskeleton. NCBI's taxonomy places the organism in Eukaryota, Metazoa, Chordata, Aves, Passeriformes, Pipridae. The coding region runs from base 228 to 2255 and encodes 675 amino acids.